AUGGCCCUGCAUCAAACCUUCACCACUAGAUUUAUUGAAGAAUGGUGCUUGGAUAAAUCACUGUCUGGCUGCAGGAAGCACCAGAAUGUCUGGAAAAAACUGAGACAAAUACGCAUUGUAGGGCUGUUCAUGGGCAUAAUGGCCAUCUGCACGUUCUCACUUUCAACUAGUGCCUUUUUCAAGAUAGAGACACACAGCACAGAUCGGGCCAACAGUUUAGGUCAUUCAGAAUUAAUGGCUGGAUACCAUCAAAGAACUCUGUUAGACUUAAAGGAGAAGGUUCAGGAUGGUACUCCAGAGCCACUUCCUACAAAAUACGUAAAUGCAACUGAACAUCCUCAAGGAGACUACCCAAGAGACCUCUUUUCCCUUCAGGAGCGAAGAAGAGGUGCAGUAAUUCUCCAUGUCCUCGGAAUGAUCUAUAUGUUCAUUGCCUUAGCCAUAGUCUGUGAUGAAUUCUUUGUUCCUUCUCUGACUGUCAUCACUGAAAAGUUGGCCAUUUCUGAUGAUGUAGCAGGGGCUACUUUCAUGGCUGCUGGGGGCUCAGCUCCAGAACUUUUCACAUCUCUGAUAGGAGUCUUCAUAGCUCAUAGCAACGUUGGCAUUGGCACAAUUGUAGGCUCAGCAGUAUUCAAUAUCCUGUUCGUUAUUGGGAUGUGUGCACUGUUUUCAAGAGAGAUCCUAAACCUCACCUGGUGGCCACUCUUUAGGGAUGUCUCAUUUUAUAUUGUUGACUUGAUCAUGCUUAUAAUUUUUUUUCUGGAUAAUUUCAUCACAUGGUGGGAGAGCUUGUUGCUGUUAACAGCUUAUAUUUGCUAUGUGACUUUCAUGAAGUUCAACGUUCAGGUGGAAGCAUGGGUGAAGCAACUGCUAAAUAGAAACAAAGUCGUGAAAGUAACUGCAACCACAUCAGCAGCAGCAGCAGCAGAGAAUGAUGCAAAGUCAUCUACUGCCAAGGACAAGGAUGAACAAACGCUAACGACUAAGCCACGGCUCCAGCGAGGUGGCAGCUCAGCUUCUCUGCAUAAUAGUCUGAUGAGGAACAGCAUCUUCCAGCUCAUGAUUCAUACCCUUGACCCACUUGCUGAAGAGCUUGGAUCAUAUGGAAAACUAAAAUAUUAUGACACAAUGACUGAGGAAGGACGCUUCAGAGAAAAGGCUUCAAUACUUCACAAGAUUGCCAAGAAGAAGUGCCAGGUGGAUGAUAAUGAAAGGCAUAAUGGGACCACCAACCAUAUGGAAAAAAUAGAGCUCCCAAACAGUACAAGUGUUGAAGUGGAAGUAUCACCACCCAGUGAAGGUUCAGGACCUGUACAAAAUGGAAAUCUCUCCCACGGCAUUGAACCAACAGAAAUACAGGCUUCAGAUACAGGUGAAGACGAAGACGACCAGCCACUCAGUUUGUCCUGGCCAACCAAUACCCGAAAACAGAUCACCUUCCUGAUUGUUCUUCCCAUCGUGUUUCCAUUGUGGAUAACCCUUCCUGACGUCCGAAAACCUUCCUCAAGGAAGUUUUUUCCCAUUACAUUCUUUGGAGCCAUCACCUGGAUAGCCAUUUUCUCUUACUUGAUGGUCUGGUGGGCACAUCAGGUAGGAGAAACAAUUGGUAUUAGUGAAGAAAUUAUGGGCCUCACCAUCUUAGCUGCUGGGACUUCUAUCCCUGACCUCAUUACCAGUGUCAUAGUGGCUCGGAAAGGACUUGGGGAUAUGGCAGUGUCGAGCUCCGUUGGAAGCAAUAUCUUUGACAUCACGGUGGGACUCCCACUGCCCUGGCUCUUAUAUUCUGCUAUUCACAGAUUCAAACCAGUGACAGUCAGCAGCAAUGGUCUCUUCUGUGCCAUCGUUCUCCUCUUCAUCAUGCUGCUCUUCGUCAUCAUCUCCAUAGCUCUCUGCAAAUGGAGGAUGAACAAAAUCCUGGGAUUUACCAUGUUUGGCCUGUACUUUGGAUUCCUGGUGAUCAGUGUCCUCUUGGAGGACAGAAUCAUCAUGUGCCCCAUCUCCAUAUAG
Vombatus ursinus (common wombat) is the source of this 2007-nucleotide messenger RNA. It is a transcript of the gene SLC24A2, whose product is annotated as solute carrier family 24 member 2. Gene Ontology annotation, cellular component: membrane. Gene Ontology annotation, biological process: long-term synaptic potentiation; calcium ion transmembrane transport; intracellular calcium ion homeostasis. Gene Ontology annotation, molecular function: calcium, potassium:sodium antiporter activity; calcium channel activity. The record is from RefSeq and is a predicted model, not a curated record. The coding region runs from base 1 to 2007 and encodes 668 amino acids. Lineage: Eukaryota; Metazoa; Chordata; Mammalia; Diprotodontia; Vombatidae. The transcript is spliced from 10 exons.